Molecule: messenger RNA, 1399 nt
Organism: Vicugna pacos (alpaca)
Lineage: Eukaryota; Metazoa; Chordata; Mammalia; Artiodactyla; Camelidae
Source: RefSeq, a predicted model, not a curated record
CAGGUCCACUCUGCUCCCUCUGAGGACCUGGCCAUGUUAACAUCAAGCUGAGCUCCUGAGAUGGAGGGAGCAGGGGAGUUUCAGAAAACGGAGUGAGCCGAGGCCACAGAGCCAUGAAGCUGGGCAGACCCCGGGCCACUCUCCUCCCUGCCACCCAAACCAGGGCAGGGCACACCCAGGGACAGGAGGAGCAGAUGUGCCGCACCCACCAACGCAGCGUCUCUCAGUGCAUUUGACCUCCAUUGUUGAUUUCUACCCAGAGGACAUGAGCAGUUUUAGUUUCCAAGGAAUGUAAGUCAGCCCCCGGAAGCUGGGUUGCCCUGAGAUGGGGCUGAAAACAAACACGGGCUGCCUAUAUAAGGACCAGGCGGCCACUGGGCGCCACCUCUGCUGCGAAUCCCAGGUAGGCAAUCUCCCGACUCUCGUGUGCGGGUCUGUCUGUGGGUUUAACUCGUCGGGACCGCUGGGCAUCCACAGGCCCAUCUGAACCAGGGGAGGUCGCACGCCCUGGGGCCACCUGGCUGCUCAGAGGGGGAUCUCAGGAGCCGCCUCAGCGCCCCCAGGUCUCCUGGGACCUUGCCAGCUUAGCCUUAUUGUCCCUCCUCGAGAAACUCAGCACAAGGUCCUCGGGGCCUAGGACAAACGACACGGGGAGUCUGUCUCACUGCCAAGCAUUCCCCCCGCCCGAGCAGUCUUGGUAAAGAGCACACACACCCUCCACCACGCCUACUGCAGGGAGAUGGGCAGAGGGAGCCCCUCUGGUGGGGUGUUAAGAGCCAUUCUCCUCAGCAGUCACGUUCCCAGGUCGGGGUCCCCACACCCUGUCCGCUGGGCUCUGAUGCACAGGGAAGGUGGGGGAUGCUACCCGGAGCCCCUCUCUCCUCCAGGCUCGACUGUCCCCCCGGCUGAGGCCAUGCCCUCCCCGGGGACCAUCUGCGGCCUGCUGCUCCUCAGCGUGACCUGGGUGGACGUGGCCAUGGCAGGCUCCAGCUUCCUGAGCCCUGAACGCCAGAGAGCGCAGAGAAAGGAGUCCAAGAAACCAUCAGCCAAACUGCAGCCCCGGGCCCUGGAGGGCUGGCUCGGCCCGGAAGACGGAAGACAGGCGGGAGGCGGAGAGGACGAGCUGGAGAUCCGGUUCAACGCCCCCUUUGAUGUUGGGAUCAAGCUGUCAGGGGCUCAGUCCCACCAGCACGGCCAGACCCUGGGGAACUUUCUGCAGGACAUCCUCUGGGAAGAGGCCAACGAGGCCCCGGCCAAUGAGUGACCGUCCCUGAGUCCAGCCGCCUCUCCGUUCCCCUCUUGCUCUCAGAAGCGCUCACCUGGCUUCCAGAACGCUCCCUCGACCACUCCCAGCUCUGAGGGGUACCAGCCCAGGAGGUGAAUAAACACUCAAACUGGA